This is a messenger RNA of Plasmodium gaboni, 1205 nucleotides long. Its product is annotated as putative EMP1-like protein. Gene Ontology annotation, cellular component: membrane. Lineage: Eukaryota; Apicomplexa; Aconoidasida; Haemosporida; Plasmodiidae. Gene Ontology annotation, molecular function: host cell surface receptor binding. The annotation marks the transcript as partial. The record is from RefSeq and is a predicted model, not a curated record. The transcript has a single exon.
GAACAUUUGCUGAAUUCUGCCGCUACUGAAGCAAAAAAUUUAAUGCAGUAUCAUAAUGGUAAUCAUAAUUUGGCUCUGCAAGCAAUCAAAUAUAGUUUUGCAGAUUAUGGAAAUCUUGUCAAAGGAGAUGAUAUGGAUAAAAAAGAUAAUAUAACUACUAAAAUGAAUGAUACAAUUUCUAAAAUAAAAACAGACAAUAAUAGUGCUUCUGUUGGUGUUGGAACUCCUUUAGCAUCAACAGCAACAUCGUUUAAUAGAAAAGACUGGUGGGAUAAAAAUAAAAAAAAAGUCUGGAAUGUUAUGUUAUGUCAAUAUACUGGAACUGAUAAGACGGAACAUUGUAAUGAAUAUAAUACCAUAGAUAAAAUUCCUCAAUUUUUGAGAUGGUUAGAAGAAUGGGCACGCAAAUAUUGUUCUGAACGAACUAAAUUGGCAAAUAUGGUGACUAAAGAAUGCAAAAUGGAUAUACAAAAAAUUGAUUUGAAUUCACCUGAUAAAAAUAACAAAAACUGUAUAACAUCCUUAAAUUUAUACAAAACCUUUUUUCAUAAUAGACAUCUUGAAUGGGACAAAUUAAAAAAAAAAUACAAAAAGGACAAAGAAAAAAACAGUAGUGGUAAUCCUGGUAAUUCUAAUUCUAAUUCAUAUACUGAAAAGGAUGCUGAAGCAUAUCUGAAAAAAAAUUGUAAAGAAUGCGUUUGUACUUAUGAUGAUUUAAAAGAUAUUUAUGAUAAAGGAUAUAAAACAAAGGAGAUAGUACCAUUAUUGAGUACAACAGCUAAAUAUGACACUGAUCCUGAAAAAGCAAAAAUUAAAAAAAUCUUAACUAUGGACGGACUAGGACCAAAAAUUGUAACUAAAGCUAUUGAGGCUGCAAACGAUAUAAUUCCUGACGCUGCAAAAGCUGCUAAGGGACUUGCAAAGGAUGUUGGAAUACCUGCUGCUACAACUGCGGCAAGGAAUGUUUUUAGCGGAUUACGAAGUGUCAUUAAUUGGUUCAGUGGUAGUUCAUCAUCACAACAACCCCAACAAACCCAAGCCCCUAACCAUAGUGGUAGUUCCAGUACUGGUAAUCAAAAUCCGGGUUCACCACGUGUUGACCAAGGUGCGAGUGGUUCGCCAAGUGGUGGAGCUGCAGCACAACCUGGACCACAAGCAGCAUCACAAGGAACAUCAUCACCUGGAGGACCAUCACAAGUAUCACC